Messenger RNA from Didymodactylos carnosus, 378 nucleotides. The record is from the annotation of a GenBank genome assembly. Lineage: Eukaryota; Metazoa; Rotifera; Eurotatoria; Philodinida; Philodinidae.
AUGGCACCAUCAAGAGAAGAUGAUGUUUAUCAAGCAAAAUUAGCCGAACAGGCUGAACGCUAUGAGGAAAUGGUUGAUUCAAUGAAAAAGGUUGCUGCAGCUGAUGUUGAACUCAGCGUCGAAGAAAGAAAUUUAUUAUCAGUUGCAUAUAAAAACUUGAUUGGUGCACGACGUGCGAGUUGGCGAAUAAUAACAAAUAUUGAAAGUAAAGAAGAAAGCAAGUCAGAAAAUGAUAAAAUGGCACUUAUUAAAAAAUACAGAUCACAGGUUGAAAAGGAGUUGCGUGAUAUCUGUCAAGAUAUACUUGAUUUACUUGAUAAACAUCUUUUACCAAAUGCAACAACUGGUGAAUCAAAAGUUUUCUAUUUGAAAAUGUAA